Molecule: messenger RNA, 2894 nt
Organism: Sphaerodactylus townsendi
Lineage: Eukaryota; Metazoa; Chordata; Lepidosauria; Squamata; Sphaerodactylidae
Gene: SLC25A53
Product: solute carrier family 25 member 53
Exons: 2
Coding region: 150-1046 (298 amino acids)
Source: RefSeq, a predicted model, not a curated record
CAUCCGGCAGCUCUGAGAGUAAUACUGCAAAGAACAUGAGAUGAGGAGAAACUGAAUGAGGGGGAGGGGGAAGAAGAGAACUGGCUGCAGAAGAGUCAACAGAAGGCUUCCCUUCUUUUGGCUAGUGACCCCAAGGAAAAGGACUUGUGAUGCCGAAGGAAGUGGGGACUUCUGGGAGCACUGGAAAGGGGGAGCAGAGAAGGGACAAACCAAGUUGGGGCUCCCACAGUUACAACAUGGGAGCUGCCUCUGGCUUCCUUGCCACGCUCGCCACCUUCCCAAUCUACAAGACCAUCUUCCGCCAGCAGCUCCAUGCCUUUUCCAUCCAGGAGGCUGUUCGCCAGCUGAGCCAGGAGGGCCUCCACAGAUUCUACCGGGGAGUCUUCCCCCCUCUCCUUUCCCGGACGGUGCAGGGCACGCUGAUGUUUGGCACUUAUGAAAGCUGCCUUCACAUUCUCUCCUGCAGGUCUUCUAGGCCUCACUCACUGGGAGACCGGUACACAGCAGGACUCGUCUCUGGCAUUUUGGAAGCCUUGGUGCUGUGUCCCUUUGAGAGGAUCCAAAACGUUCUUCAGGAUGGACGGAAGAACAAGAGGUUUCCAGCAACCCAUAGUAUCCUGCAGGAGUUUCACUCCUAUGCUCCAAGGGAGACGCUGGUACUAGGCUACUACCGUGGCCUGGGUCUCAUCCUGGUUCGUAAUGGCCUGGGGAGCUCUCUGUAUUUCUCCUUGAAGGAUCCCCUCCAAGACAGCCUCUCUGAAAGAGGCUUGCCCCGUUGGCUCCCUGCCCUGAUUUCCGGCAGUGUAAAUGGCACGUUGAUUUGCCUUUUUCUGUAUCCUCUCAGUGUUCUUAUUGCUAAUGUGCAGUCUCAGGUGGGGAAACAAGAGAUACUCCACUUCCAGGCUGCAGUGACGGCUGUUUGGGGAAACCAUGGGAGGAGCGUGGCAUUGCUUUACAGAGGUGGGUCCCUCCUUAUUCUCAGGUCCUGCCUAACAUGGGGUCUUACUACAGCCAUCUAUGACUUCCUCCAGCAGAGCACAGUCUAGGUUCAAGAACCACAUGGUCAGUAGAACAAAAUCUGGAGAGUGGCUCUUCAGGAAAGGCAGGGAUGGAGUACUCCCCCACUUACACUGCAGCCCAUUUGACUAUCGCUUGCAAUUGGUAGAUUAGCACUCUCCAUACGCACACACACACAGGGUAGCUGCCAACACCAGUCACAUGGAAAUCUUUGGCAGUACCUGGGAAGCCCGUUCUGACCUCUCUCCAUCUCACAAACACACAGCCUAACAUGCAAUCUAACUUGCUGAAGUGCUGGCUACAUAAAACCUAGUCCCUUUUCGCCCAAGCAAUAUGUUAACGAUGCAGAUUUUCCUGAACAAUAUGUUCUAGUUUUAUUUGAGGGAAACAAGAGUAAGGAGAGAAAUUGGAUGCAAUUACUCUCCGGGAAAAAAUAAAGAAAAUAAGGAAGAAUUAUAUACAUAUGGGAGAAUGCAGAACAGAUAAAACGAUACAGCAGACUGACACAUCUGGUGGUCCAUCUAGGAGUGGCCAACCUGUGGUGCCCCAGAUGUUCAUGGACUACAAUUGGCCAUGCUGGUGGGGGCUGAUGGGAAUUGUAGUCUAGGUACAUCUGGGGCAACAUAGGUUGGCCACCCCUAAAUGACUUACAGUCUACAAAUCCUGAGCAAUGUCAGCUUGACAUGAGUCUAUCCUGCACCCUUGUUUACUUCUGGGAAAGCCAAGUGCAACUCUCCCUUGAGAGUUUUUAUCAAAUUUUCUAUAAUCACACCCAUUGCACGACGAACUGUUCUUCUCCUGCUGUGACUGGGGCUAAACCUAUAAGAAGUUUCCAUUUGGAAGAGAAAACCUAUUGCUCCCCCUGGGGCUUUGUAGUUUGCUGUCCUGUUCCCACUCUCAACUUGGAAAGUUCUGUAGUCCUGUUCCCAAAAGGAUUGCUUGAUUUUGAGCCUAAAUUAAAACAGGGGAUCAUGGAAACUCGUUACCGGAAGUGAAGCCCAUUCUGGGACCACGCUGGGAGCGAAAGGAUGGACCCUUGGUCAACAGUGCAAGCACCAUAUAGGAACCAAGAUGAAGGAAGAUAAUGCACCCAAGACCACAAUUUCCAUUCAACUGUUCAUAUCUUUUAUUUUUAAUUAAGCAAGUGCCAGUCAGCUUUUUAGGGUGUCAGCACAAGUGCUUCCCAGAAAUGUAAGUCAGCAGCCUCUGCAGCUGAGAAGGACUGUUUGAAGAAGGCAGGGUAGCCAGCACAGUUGCUGGGGUGCAAAUUAGACCUGCAACCACCUGCCUAACCAUCUACUAAGGUUUGUUCCCCUGUUCAAGAGACAAUUCACAUAUACAGGGAAAAAACAGGGGCAGAGGAACAAGAGAGCUUUCAUAUAAUUUAGAGGGGGCUACUUUGGCUGAAUGGUAGCAACUUUAGAGGCCAAGCAUGGUAUCACUGUAAAGCUCCAUCAUCAAACAGGCUUGAGGGGCUGUUGUCAAGAGAGAAGCCAUUUUAAUGGGAUUUUCCAUAUUUGUUCACUGUUUCUUGACUCUGUGCACCUCCAUACAGCUACUUAUCAAGGAUAUCUUCUCAGGCCUGUUAAUUAGCUCACACAAUUCAGUUGAGGAUUUAGUAUGAAAAGGAAAAGUCACUCUUAAUCUGGAAAGAUCAUAGAAUUAUGACUGGUUGAGGAGGGCAGGAGGGUAUGGUCAGCAAUUUUCUGUAAGUAUCGCUAGAGAGAAGAAUCCCUUUGACCUUUCCUUCCUUGCUGCCAAUACAUUAUUUGUAUUACGCUCUGGAAACUCUUUGCCUUAAGAAUCAACUGCACUAUGUUUGGAUUCCAGUAAGCAAGAUAGUUGGUCAGUUUUGUUAUAUAUGAUAAUGCCUUCAA